AUGCUGCCUCCUUUACCACGAGCGCUCUUCCGGGCCCCAGGCCCCGCGGCGCAAACCUGCCUACGCUCAAUCGCCCGUCCAAGAACAUUCCCUUCAGCGCAAUCAUCACCAUCAUCACCACGCGCACCAACAGCCCGUAAAUUCCACACCACUUCCCGCGCCCGCGCCUCCGAACCAGCCCCCGACUUCCACUCCAUAGUCGACAACCCCCCCGAACUCGUCCGCGCAGGAAACCGCCACGGCCCAGGCCUCAUCAUCCUCGCCCUGAUCCCCAUCACAGCCUUCGCCCUCGGCACAUGGCAGGUCCAGCGCCUCGGCUGGAAGACGGACCUCAUCGCCAAAUUCGAAGACCGUCUCGUCCGCGACCCCCUCCCGCUCCCGCCCAAGAUCGACCCGGAUGCCGUGGCCGAUUUCGACUACCGCCGCGUCUACGCCACGGGCCACUUCCGCCACGAUAAGGAGAUGCUCAUCGGCCCGCGCAUGUGGGAGGGCGAGCAGGGGUACAUGGUCGUGACGCCGCUCGAGAGGGAGGGGGAGGGCACGACGGUGCUGGUGAAUCGCGGGUGGAUCAGCAAGGAGAUGGCGGAUCAGCGGCGGAGGCCUGGCGCGCUGCCCAGGGGGGAGGUCACGGUUGAGGGGUUGCUGCGGGAGCCGUGGAAGAAGAACAUGUUCACGCCUGAGAAUAGACCUGAUCGCUGGGAGUUUUUCUUUCCUGAUGUGCACCAGAUGGCGCAGCUGACGGGGAGUCAGCCUGUUUGGAUUGAGGCUACCAUAGAGCACGAGUUCUUCCGCAUCGUGGACCUCAAGUCUAAGGGUAUCCCUAUUGGCAGAGCCGCGGAGGUGAAUCUGCGGAACAACCAUGCCCAGUACAUCUUCACAUGGUACGGUCUCGCAUUCGCCACCUCAAUCAUGUUGUGGAUGGUCGUAAAGAAACCCCCAACCGACACCGCGCGAAAGGUGCGCAUGAAUAAGCAUUGGUAA
Molecule: messenger RNA, 981 nt
Organism: Colletotrichum abscissum
Lineage: Eukaryota; Fungi; Ascomycota; Sordariomycetes; Glomerellales; Glomerellaceae
Product: SURF1 family protein
Exons: 3
Coding region: 1-981 (326 amino acids)
Biological process (GO): mitochondrial respiratory chain complex IV assembly
Cellular component (GO): membrane; mitochondrion
Source: RefSeq, a predicted model, not a curated record